AGCAUUCAUUUCUACAGAAAAACGUGAAAGCAGCAUUCUUUUCUACAGAGAAACUUGAAAGCAGCAUUCUUUUCUACAGAGAAACCUGAAAGCAGCAUUCAGAGCUACGACUUGAGGACGAUGAAAACAAAGGCGGACAUCCAGCGAAAAUUGCUUAGUAAGACUCAAUCUUUCAAUUAAAAGUGAGAGUCUGGAGUUCAGAACCAUGGAGGCUCGCUUUGGGAAUAUUUUGUUCAGCUCCAAGUUCGACUCGGGCAACCUGGCCCGCGUGGAGAAGGGCAGCUGGAGCCCUCCCGGCGAAGUAGCUACCGGCGGAAGUGCCCUCCCCGGGUCGAACCUUACCCCCGACUAUGAGUUCAAUGUGUGGACGCAGCCGGACUGCGGGGGCACAGAACAUGAGAAUGGGAACAGAUCAUGGUUUCACUUUAGUGUGCGGGGUGCUGCACCUGGAAAGAUACUGAAGAUCAAUGUGAUGAACAUGAACAACCAGAGGAAGCUUUAUAGCCAGGGCAUGGCUCCUCUCGUACGCACUUUACCCGGGAAGAACCGCUGGGAAAGGAUCCGGGACAGACCCACAGCUGAGAUUGUGGAUGGCCAGUUCAUCCUCUCAUUCCUGCACCGGCUGUCGGAGGUGCGAGGAGCGACCACCUACUUCUCUUUCUGCUUCCCCUUCUCCUAUAGUGAGUGCCAGGAGAUGAUGCAGCGGUUUGACAAAAGCUACCCUAAUGCUGCCCAACUCAGUCCAAGCAGUGCCCCGGACAGUGUGUAUUAUCAUAGGGAGUUGUUGUGCCACUCUCUAGAUGGUAAUAGGGUGGACCUGAUUACUGUGUCCAACUGCAACAGAAUGCAAGAGGAGAGAGAACCCCGUCUGCCCAAGCUGUUCCCUGACACCAACACGCCAAGACCUCAUCGCUUCUCCAGCAAAAGGGUUUUUUUUCUGAGCAGUCGAGUGCACCCCGGGGAGACUCCCUCAUCCUUUGUGUUCAACGGCUUCCUCAACUUCAUCCUCAGAAGAGAUGACCCUCGGGCUCAUGCACUUCGGAACACAUUUGUUUUCAAGCUAAUCCCCAUGCUCAACCCAGACGGGGUCAUUCGUGGGCACUACAGGACUGAUUCCAGAGGUGUGAACUUGAACAGACAAUACCUAAACCCCAGCCCUGAGUUUCAUCCCUCCAUCUAUGCAGCCAAAACACUUUUACUCUACCACCACACUAGCAACCGCCUGCACAAUGCACAGUCCAUCACUCACUGUAAUAGCCCCCCACACGUGGAGACCCCGCCCCUCGGCAUCAAACUUGCCAAUCAGCAUCCAUCUCCCACCUUCACCUCCCUCGAAGUCAGCUUGAACCAACAAAAUGCGGAGAAUGACACAAGUCCUGCGCUACCGGAGGUUCCCAUGGUGAUGGAGGAAAACGUCUGGGUCUCCUCGGGGAUGGGGAGGGUGGACCAAAACAGCUCAUCAAGCUCCUCUGAGACUGUAGCUCCUGUUACUGAGGAGGUAACCGCCCCAGAGGUGGAGAAACAACCAUUUUUUCCACCACAUGAAGGGGGAGUGGCAUAUUAUGUGGAUUUACAUGGCCACGCCUCUAAACGGGGGUGCUUCAUGUAUGGAAAUAACCUUCCUGACGAGAGCCAGCAGGUAGAGAACAUGCUGUAUCCCAGGCUGAUCGCGGUGAACUCGGCCCACUUUGAUUUCCUGGGCUGUAACUUCUCGGAGAAAAACAUGUAUGCACGAGACAAGAGGGACGGCCAGUCUAAAGAAGGCAGCGGGCGGGUGGCCAUUCACAAGGCCCUAGGGCUGCUUCACAGCUACACUUUAGAGUGCAACUACAACACAGGAAAAACCAUGAACACUAUCCCACCUGCUUGCCAUGACAACGGACGAGCAACCCCACCUCCACCCCCAUCCUUUCCUCCAAAAUACACUCCUGAGAUAUUUGAACAGGUGGGCCGCGCCGUGGCCAUCUCGGCCUUGGACAUGGCCGAGUGUAAUCCCUGGCCCCGCCUGGUGCUGUCUGAGCACAGCUGCCUGAUGAACCUUCGAGCUUGGAUCCUCAAGCACGUCCGCAACACCAAAGGCCUGAACGCACACAUCCACGCUCAUCCCCCGCCUAGAACACACCACAAUGGCAGCAAGGCAUCCCCGCCAAAGAGCUUUAACAACUGUUUGUCCGGCUCGACUUCGGAGAACACUCUCAGUCGCAUUCGCUGCAACAGCCACAGCAGCAGCAGCCAGACCCCCUCCCCAAAGAUGCACACCUCCCCAAGCUUCACGUUCGGUUUCCCCCCAUCCCGAAUGCACGCGCAGCAUAACGGCACGCACGCAGGCGGACGUGGGGGGAACAAGGCGCUCGGGCCGGUCAGGGACCCUAAGCCUCAGGAGAGGAGACGCCCACCCCACCACCGCUCCAUUCUACGUUCUCCCAGCAACAGCCACACGCCCUCGCUCCCCCCACUGUCUCCCCCCUCCUCCUCCUCCUCCUCAUCUUCCUCUGUGUGUGCAGUGGACUCCCGUCCCCUCCCGGCCUCCGUCACCAUGACAGGCCUCAGCUGUCCAGAUUUUCAGGCCAGAAGACCCAGUUCAGAGGGCUGGUCCAGAAUGCCUUUCCCCAUGCGGCGUGAAGGCAGGGGGUGCCAGACCCGUACAGUCACUCCUCACCAAGCAGAAGCCCACACAGAGACUGCUAAAGACUGGGGGCCUGAACAUAUCCUUUCCUCCAUCAAAAUUAGCAAGUAUGAGCUGCAACCUCACAUGAGCCGCAUCCCCAUUCGGAGGGCGGCGUCCACUGAACGCCAUCCUGCAGAUGGCACUGAAACCUCCCCGACCUGCAUCGACUCAGUUUCACCUGGAGAAAAGGAGGAGUCAGCCACCCUGAGGGUGUGGAAGCUACUUAAACCGGACCUCCAUCACAAUCUGUCAGUAUGUACACCGCCCAUGUUGCCGGUUAACACCACACGUGUAUCUGCGGAAGAGGGGGCCAAGCAGCUGCCUUCUAAAGCACCAAUGAAGAAAAGCCCAGACAGGAGUCUCCACCACACAGGAGACACUAUUAUAGAAAGAGCUGACGAAGAGGAGGAAGCAGUGCAACAGCUUGAGGAAACUCCAGCGAUGCUCCUACCGGAGACUGUGACCUUGUACAGAGAAGCCUAGCAGCAACACAGAAGAGGAACCACCCGUGUCACCAUCACCGUAUUUUAGUUGUUGCUUUGAACAAAAAGAUGUCAGAAUGUCAAUUCUCACUAAUACUGUAAUGCACUGGGGUUCAUUUUCAUUUGGACUGCACCUUUUUAUAGCCUUAUCUCAGUUGUGAUUUUAAAAACAAAUGUGAGUGAAGAGGGUAUUUAAUAUUAUUAUUCCAGAGGUUUGCAGUGUUAUGCCUCCUAUUUUCCAUGCCUUGUGUUACACAACUUAAAGGCAAUUUUGACAAAGUGUGGCUGUGAAGAAACUGAAAAGUGAAACUGUAAAAUAGCAGUGCAAAUAUGGAGAAAAUAAGGAGCGAAAGAUGUCCUUUUGAACUAAGAUCACCUGUGUGAUACAUUCUGUGUGGCUUUGAAGGGUCCAGCUCCUAUUCUGAAAGUACGGUAACAGUUAGGUUACUGAAAAAGAACCAACCCGAGGUGUAUCUAAGUAACCCAAGGCUGUAAGUAUUGCUUGGUACAGAGAAAGAAACCUUUCUUAUCUGCUCCCAGCUGGUCACACUCUAGUUGGAAUGCCUGUCAAAGACCUUGUCCUUGUGAGCACAAUCUUAGUCCUGGUUCAUUUAGAGUUUCUAUUCAAGUGGAAACAGUAAAGUCGAACUUUGGGUUUAGCAGACUGUGGGGUCAUAUUUAAUACACACCACAUCAUGGGUGUUGCAUACACUUUCGCUGUCCCAAUCCUGUGGAGCUUUUUGCUCAUCAAUAUUGAAAUAAUAAAAACAUAAAUGUACACCCAGUACUACUAAUAUAGUAUGUACUAUAUACACUUCCAUCAUCUCGAACGAGUCCGCCCCCUCUACUCUGACCUCUCACAUCAACAAGGCAUUUUCGUCCACACAACUGCUGCUCACAGUUGAUAUUUUCCUUUUGGGACCAAUCUUUAGAACUCCUAGAGUUCAACAUCACCGUUCUUCCCCAUUCUGAAGCUGUUUGAACAAGUUGUCUUGACCAUGUCUACGGGCCUAAAUGCAUUUGUUUUCAUCCAUGUGAUUAGCAAUUUGUGUUGACAAGCAAUUGAACGGGUGUACCAAAUAAAGUGGUCGAUGUGUGUAUAUAUAUUAUAUACAUGUGUGUAUAACAUACAAAUUAUACACUAGCAAGGUGUACCUUAUAUAGUGGCCGGUGAAUGUCAAUGCAAUAUAUACAUCAAACUAAUUUUUAUAUUAGACAAAGAUGAAACCUGUAACUAAAAGAAAAUGCAGUUUUUAAAAGGAUUUAUUUGUAUGUUUGUAAAUAGGAAACCAGGAACCAUAAAUACUUUUUAGUGACCGUGUGUGUGUGUAGAUAUAGAUAUAUCCACUACCAUAUCAAUAGUUUGUGUAAGGUAAAUAGUUGUAUUUUUUUAAUGUACUCACAUAUAACUGAUUACCACUCACUGUGAUAAAUUAUUUGUUGAAUCUUCAAUUAAACUUGCUGUAUAAAUACAUGCACUUGAAAACCUUUUCCAUUUGGUUUUUCCACAAUAACUAACUUUUAUAUCUCUUUUCUACUCCUCCUACGAAGCUCUUUGUGACUACUUGUCAUCACUCACCCAUUCAUACAUUGAUAACAGAAGCUACCAUACACAGUGACACCCUUCCAUCGGACCGCUCAGGGCUA
Pungitius pungitius (ninespine stickleback) is the source of this 4797-nucleotide messenger RNA. It is a transcript of the gene agbl5, whose product is annotated as AGBL carboxypeptidase 5. Gene Ontology annotation, molecular function: zinc ion binding; metallocarboxypeptidase activity. The record is from RefSeq and is a predicted model, not a curated record. Gene Ontology annotation, biological process: protein deglutamylation; proteolysis. NCBI's taxonomy places the organism in Eukaryota, Metazoa, Chordata, Actinopteri, Perciformes, Gasterosteidae. The transcript is spliced from 17 exons. Bases 206 to 3151 code for a protein of 981 amino acids.